AUGCAUCAUAAUAUUUGCACAGAUACUGGUGACGAGUACCGGGAUAAAUGCAUAGUAUUACUAAGAAACGCACUAGUUGGUCAUAAACGACCGCUUCCAACAAAAGAGCAAGAAUUAUACAUGUAUUGGAAAGCAGCAACAAUCGAACUAUGCGUGUACCGACAACACCACGAAAAGGUUGACGAAGACUAUGUGGAAGAGAUACACCGCAAAAUAAUAGUAAUAUGUGAUCCGAAGACUACGAUUCGUGAGAAUCUGGUCGAUGGAUCUUUGAAUCCACAAAUGUUGAUAACGGAUACAUCGGAGAAGGUAUCGACUAUGUCAUCAAAAUCGUCUGCUAGAAAUAUUGGUGGUGGUGGACAGGCAAGCUUUUGUAUUUUAUCUCGGGCGAUUUGUAGAAAUUGA
Ambispora gerdemannii is the source of this 405-nucleotide messenger RNA. The record is from the annotation of a GenBank genome assembly. Lineage: Eukaryota; Fungi; Glomeromycota; Glomeromycetes; Archaeosporales; Ambisporaceae.